This is a messenger RNA of Chaetomium strumarium, 501 nucleotides long. RefSeq names its product Ctr copper transporter. The record is from RefSeq and is a predicted model, not a curated record. Lineage: Eukaryota; Fungi; Ascomycota; Sordariomycetes; Sordariales; Chaetomiaceae. Gene Ontology annotation, biological process: copper ion transmembrane transport. Gene Ontology annotation, cellular component: plasma membrane. The coding region runs from base 1 to 501 and encodes 166 amino acids. The transcript is spliced from 3 exons. Gene Ontology annotation, molecular function: copper ion transmembrane transporter activity.
AUGCUCUGGAACUGGAACACGAUCGACUCGUGCUUCAUCGCCUCGUCAUGGAAGAUCACAUCCCACGGCGUGUUCGCCGGCUCCUGCAUCGGCGUCGUGCUCCUGGUCGUCGUGCUCGAGCUGCUGCGCCGCGCCGUCAAGGAGUAUGACCGCUUCCUCAUCAACAGGUACCUCAGCUCGCAGGUAUCCCAAGUGGCCGCCGCCGACUCACCGAAGAGGAUGUCCAACGAAGGUGGCCCGGCGCCCACGUGCGCCGCCGCCGACUGCAGCAACAAGGGAUACCGUCCGACCAUCCUUGAGCAGGCGAUCCGGGCGCUGCUGCAUAUGCUGCAGUUCGCCGUGGCCUACUUUGUGAUGCUACUCGCCAUGUACUACAAUGGCUACUUCAUCAUCUGCAUCUUCAUCGGCGCCUACAUCGGCAGCUUCGUCUUCCACUGGGAGCCCCUUGGCGGCGGACAGCAAACCAGCGCGGCGAAGGAGGCAACCGUGUGCUGUGGGUGA